This is a messenger RNA of Eleginops maclovinus (Patagonian blennie), 3405 nucleotides long. RefSeq names its product solute carrier family 2 member 3b (gene slc2a3b). Gene Ontology annotation, molecular function: D-glucose transmembrane transporter activity. Gene Ontology annotation, biological process: dehydroascorbic acid transport. Gene Ontology annotation, cellular component: plasma membrane. Bases 195 to 1730 code for a protein of 511 amino acids. Lineage: Eukaryota; Metazoa; Chordata; Actinopteri; Perciformes; Eleginopidae. The record is from RefSeq and is a predicted model, not a curated record. The transcript is spliced from 11 exons.
CUGUUUAAUUCAGUGAGUGCCGAAACGUACACCCACUCUGACUGAUCCAUUAGGUCUGUGAUCCCUACUGGUUUUCUGAAGACUGUUUGCAAAAAGGUGUGAGUGUGUGUGCAUAAGAAAUAAGAGGCAUUCAAGGAGCUUUGAAGAAACGUUCCUGUAGUUUUCUUCAUCUGAAUCUUCUUCGAGGGGCAAAGAUGGAGCGAAUGCAGGACGAAAAGCCGCAGAAGAAGGUGACAUUUUACCUGCUGUUCAGCGUUUCAACAGCUGUCAUCGGCUCGCUACAGUUUGGCUACAACACAGGGGUCAUCAACGCACCAGAGCAGAAACUGCGUAGGUUUUUCCAGAAUGUGUCGAUGGAGCGGUACGGGGAGCCUUUCAGCCCAGGAGCCAACACCAUGGUGUGGAGCUUUGCGGUGGCCAUCUUCAGUGUGGGAGGCAUGGUCGGGUCCUUCUCUGUCGGAGCUGUCGUAAACAAAUUCGGAAGGCGUAAGGCCAUGCUGCUUGCUAACAUCCUGGCCAUCCUCGGUGGGGGUUUCAUGGGACUGUCGACUUUGGCUCGUUCUUUCGAGAUGGUCAUCAUCGGGCGGUUGAUCAUCGGUGUGUUCUGCGGCCUGUGCACGGGGCUGACACCCAUGUACGUGGGCGAGAUCUCUCCCACUGCUCUCCGAGGAGCCUUCGGCACGCUGCAUCAACUGGGAGUGGUUAUUGGCAUCCUGGUGGCACAGAUCUUUGGUCUGGAGUUUCUGCUUGGCUCAGACCUUCUGUGGCCUCUGCUGCUGGCUCUCACCAUCCUGCCAGCCAUACUGCAGAGCAUCUUGCUGCCUUUCUGUCCUGAAAGCCCCCGCUACCUGCUGAUCAGCCUCAACCAGGAGGAGGAGGCCAGGAAAGCGACAGUGCGUCUGCGCGGCUAUGAGGAUGUGAGCGAGGAUAUUAAUGAGAUGAAGGAAGAAGGGAUGAAGAUGGCCUUGGAGAAGAAAGUGACCAUCCCUGAACUCUUCCGCUCCCCAAACUACCGCCAACCAAUCAUCAUAGCCAUAAUCCUGCAGCUCUCCCAGCAGCUGUCUGGUAUCAAUGCUGUGUUCUAUUAUUCUACAGGUAUAUUUGACACAGCUGGUGUCACUCAGCCCAUCUACGCCACCAUAGGAGCUGGAGUUGUUAACGUCGUGUUUACUGUAGUUUCCCUCUUCCUGGUCGAACGGGCGGGGCGAAGAACCUUGCAUCUGAUUGGUCUGGCAGGAAUGGCUUUCUUUGCCCUCAUUAUGACGAUCUCCCUGUCUUUGGUGAAGACCACCCCGUCUCUGAGCUACCUGGCCAUCGUGGCUGUGUUCGGCUUUGUUGCCAGUUUUGAGAUGGGUCCAGGUCCAAUCCCCUGGUUCAUCGUGGCUGAGCUCUUCUCCCAGGGGCCCCGACCUGCUGCCAUGGCCGUCUCCGGUUUAUCCAACUGGACCGCCAACUUCCUUGUGGGGCUGGGUUUCCCUAAACUUGAGGAACUGUGUGGUCCUUACGUCUUCAUCAUCUUCAUGAUCUUCCUCAUCUUUUUCUUCAUCUUCACUUUCCUGCGAGUACCCGAGACCAGAGGAAGGACCUUUGACGACAUUGCUCAGGGAUUCGCUGCCAGCGCAGGAAAACCCUCCCCGGUUCCAGAGCCGAUGGCCGCCGCCCUGACAGAGGGCAAAGAAGCUCCUCCAUCCUCCCCUACAGACAAGGUCCCCAUGGUGAAUCUUCCUUAGAGAGAAGAAAUAUCAGGGCACAACACAGACAAAGGUUUUAAACACAUAGUAAGGAGUUAUAUUUCAUAACACAAAGUGAAAGAGCAAAGGAAGGUUUAAAGAAUUAAAAGGUUCCCUCGUCACAAACAUGCUUUAAUAAUAGAAUUCCCUGUAAUCCCGCUUUAAACAUGGGCCAAACUUAACUGUAUUACUAGUACUUAAUAAUAGUUGACAUUCCCAUUGCCAGCCCGACGCAUACUGCCUUAUAAGAGGAUCAACAUAUGUUCAGCCUUAAGUCCCAGGUCUUCAGCUACCCCCAUGUUAAAAGGUUGUGGGAUUUGUGUGUGUGUGUGUGUGUGUGGGGGGGGGGGGGGGGGGGGGGCACUGGUUAUGUAUUGAGGUCAAGCUUGAAAAGCUGGUUUUGGAACCUGGUAGUUUGACCCAAAAAAGAACGACUGACUUGCUGUCCUGUCUGCAUGCCUGAUGUGCUUUGCUGCCUGGGAAUGAAUGAGUGUGUUACAGCAGCCCCUCUCCCAUUAAAGUGCACAAAAAAGCACACUUAGAAUACAAAUAUUCAAGCGUGUAGCAGAAUAGAAAUAUUUAUUCCAAUCCUGGAGCGCAACAUCUCAUGAGAGAAGAGAGUGUUUGUGUUGGUGUGUUGUUUGAAAUGAUAGAAAAUAAACAAGACAGUAAAUUACAGCUGUCCGUUUCACCGACGUUGUUGAGGUGUAAGGCUAGCACUGUGAUGCUUUUAAAUGUCUGCUAAUAGGCUUUCUGCUCCUAAAAAACACAACCUAACCUCUUGUUUUGGAUGAUUUCAGCCAGUUUAUUGUAGUGCAGUCGCUUAAAGUUAGCGUUACAGCUUUUGGAUAAAAAACUCAGGUGGCUACUUGUGUUGCGCAGAAAACACAUUUAUCAUCACUGUACUUGAAUCUCUCUUCACAUCAGGAGCAGUAACUUCUGCAUCCUAGGCUAACAACAGCAUCAUCUUGCUGUCUCUAAAACAGUAUUUCAUUAAAUCACAAAAGCUCAUCAGUGUUAUACAGUAAUUUGAGGUUAAUGUAUUCCUGAAGCACCUUAAAAUCGACUGAUAACAACAAUACAUGUCUAACAUGGAAGAUAAUAGAUAUCACAUUGAUGAUAUUAGCCAAGUGGGAUAGUAAUGUUGAGUAAUAAUAACACUAAAUGAAUUGUAUUUAUUUUAGGAGUUAAUGCACAAAUAACGUCUUAUUGAUUGUUGUUCUAAUUUUCUGAAAUUAUGUACAUAUAUAUUGUAGUCUUUCAGUAACUGAAUCAGGAUGAACUAUUACAACACAGUGUACAUGCUUAUAUAUGUUGUGUCAAUGUUUGUACAGUUGGACUUCUUCUUGGAUGUGGGCCCACUCAUAAGGAAGCAUUUUUCAAUGUUUGAGCUUUGCAGCGUUUUUAUUUGCACUCGGACUACUUUGAAAUAAUUGUUUAUAUUGUGUGUCUCUCUGUAAAUAUAUUGUAUGCAUUAGGAUGUUUGGUUGUGCUUCAUAAUCCUGUUAAUCUGCUACAUUUACUGAUUUUUCUUGCACUGUCACUAUGAUGGACGUCACAAUGGUAAACAGAAGUCAGAAACGAGUGUGCGUGAGAGUCACAGUCUGCAGUAAUAAUAUUAGUGACACUUGCUCUGAGAAACUAAAAAAAGGAAAUAAAGUUGUCCAUCUUUUAA